This is a messenger RNA of Psammomys obesus (fat sand rat), 821 nucleotides long. RefSeq names its product somatomedin B and thrombospondin type 1 domain containing (gene Sbspon). The transcript is spliced from 5 exons. The record is from RefSeq and is a predicted model, not a curated record. The coding region runs from base 22 to 816 and encodes 264 amino acids. Lineage: Eukaryota; Metazoa; Chordata; Mammalia; Rodentia; Muridae.
GGUGUCGCAGCAGCUCUGGCCAUGAGGACCCUGUGGAUGGUGCUGUGCGCGCUGGCACGGCUGUGGCCCGGGGCCCUGGCUGGCUGCUCAGAGGCCGGGCGCUGCUGUCCUGGACGGGACCCAGCCUGCACCGCCCGCGGUUGGAGGCUGGACAGGGUCUAUGGAACGUGCUUCUGCGACCAAGCCUGCCUUCUCACCGGGGACUGCUGCUUCGACUACGCCAGGGCGUGCCCAGCUCGCCCUUGCUUUGUGGGAGAAUGGAGUCCGUGGAGUGGCUGUGCGGGUCGCUGCCAACCCACCACGCGUGUGCGCAGGCGCUCAGUGCAGCAGGAGCCAAUGAAUGGAGGGGCACCCUGCCCGCCCCUGGAAGAGAGAGCCGGCUGCCUGGAGUACUCCUCAUCGCAGGGCCAGGACUGCGGGCACUCCUUUGUUCCUGCCUUUAUAACUAGCUCUGCAUUCAACAAGAAGAGAGCAAUACAAGCCGCAUCUCCACAGUGGUCUACACACACCCGGGAUGCCAGAUACUGUAUGGAGUUCAAGACAGAGUCCCUGACUCCUCACUGUGGUCUGGACAACCGUCCUCUGACUCGAUGGAUGCACUAUCUCCGAGAGGGGUACACCGUGUGUGUGGACUGUCAGCCUCCAGCUAUGAACUCCGUGAGCUUGCGUUGUUCCGGAGAUGGUCUGGACUCUGAUGGAAAUCAGACUCUUCGCUGGCAAGCCAUUGGCAACCCUCGAUGCCAGGGAACUUGGAAAAAAGUGCGUCGAGUAGAACAGUGCUCUUGUCCAGAUGUGCACCGCUUCAUUUUUAUAUAGAGCAC